AUAAAAUGGCUGUACCUGCAGUCGUGGAAGAAGGCGCCUUGCAACAACUGCCUCACUCCUUGCUCCCAUUCCUACAAGCACAGUCGCAGGGGACCUUGACGCGCCUAUGGGGACGGCCAAGCGCAUGCCUGAGCGUAUUUCGGCUGUUAAGGCCUUUGGACCAGCAGCUUGUCAUGAACCUUCUGUGGCUUGAGUCUGCCGUGCCGGCGCAAACAAUGCAGCAAUGGAUAGUACCUGGUGGAAACAAUCGAAAGCUUUACCACGCUUCUCUUGAGAUACUGUCCAGGCUUCAUAUUCUGAGCGGAAAUACACAAGUCAGGCUCCAACUGAACUCGACCUGGAAAGCGAGCUUGAGGGCGGCAAUAACAGGCGGAACUGUCGCAACAUCGUCUGGGAGUUUCGGAAUUCCUGCAGAACGGGGCGCCAAAGAUUCGAUGGAUAAGGAUGGCUUGGAUGCUUUCGCUCUGGAACGAUGGGAGACUAUCCUGCACUUCAUGGUUUCAUCCGGCACCGCCCAUAAUCCUCCUCGGCCCUCAGCAGGCGUACUCUUUCUGUUACAACGCAGCGGCCUGAUGGGUGGCGGAGGCAAUCCUCAAAUCACAUCGGCCGGUUUCCAAUUUCUGUUACACGAGCCACAUGCACAAUUGUGGGAGCUUUUGCUCCAGUAUCUGAGGAUGGCGGAGGAGCGUCAGAUGGACCUCGUCGAGGUGCUGUCUUUCAUCUUCAUGCUAUCAACUACGGAGUUGGGACGGGAGUACUCGACCGAAAAUUUGUCUGACACGCAGAAGGCAAUGCUGGAGGACUUGCGGGAUUAUGGAUUAAUAUGGCAACAAAAGCCAACGUCGAAGCGGUUUUCGCCGACACGACUGGCGACCACACUCACGUCGUCGUCACCGCCCCUGCCCACGUCGGGCAGCGGCGUGUCGGAAGGCUUCAUUGUGCUCGAGACAAACUACAGGUUAUACGCCUACACUGAUAACCCCUUACAAACUGCCGUUCUCGCUCUUUUCACCACCCUUCGCUCCCGCUUUCCCAACCUCGUCGUGGGACAGAUCACCCGAGAGAGCGUCAAACGUGCACUCCAAAGCGGCAUCAGCGCGGAGCAGAUCAUCAGUUAUUUGUCGACGCACGCUCACCCUCAAAUGCGAAAAAAUAACCCUCUUAUACCCGUGACAGUGCAGGAUCAGAUACGGCUAUGGGAGCUUGAAAAGAACAGGCUCAAGUCGCAGGAAGGCUUCCUCUACACCGAGUUCGCCUCGCAGGGCGACUACGAGUACGUCCUUAACUACGCGAGGGAGCUAAAUGUGGUACUUUGGGAGAACCCCGUCAAGCGUUGCUUCUUUGGGAGCAUGGAAGGGCACGCCAACAUACGAGGGUUCAUUGAGCGGCGGAAGGCGCAGGCUGGUUAAUUGUCAGACCUGCCCUUUUAUGGGCACAAUAAC
Molecule: messenger RNA, 1442 nt
Organism: Punctularia strigosozonata HHB-11173 SS5
Lineage: Eukaryota; Fungi; Basidiomycota; Agaricomycetes; Corticiales; Punctulariaceae
Product: transcription factor Tfb2
Exons: 13
Coding region: 6-1409 (467 amino acids)
Biological process (GO): nucleotide-excision repair
Cellular component (GO): transcription factor TFIIH core complex; transcription factor TFIIH holo complex
Molecular function (GO): ATPase activator activity; double-stranded DNA binding
Source: RefSeq, a predicted model, not a curated record